CUGAGCUUCAAAGGGAGACUCAAGAUCUAUUAUGAAUAUAUGUUUAUUUCAAAACUUUUAUCUGAAACAUUGAUGAACUUUGCAAAUAAUAGCAGAGUCUUUUUUCCUUUGUUUUUGUAUCUUGGCCAUACUGUGCAGCUUUCGAGAUCUUAGUUUUCUGACCAGGGAUCAAACCCGCACGCUGGGCAGUGAAGGCGUAAGUCCUAACCACUGGGCCACCAAGGAAUUCGCAAGAAGCUUAUCUUAAGGAACUCAGAGUGCAACGACAAAAGUUGCAGAGAAAUCCCAGGACUCAGUUGACCUGUCCUUUCUGCCACCAUGGGGGAGCUUUUCCGGAGUGAGGAGAUGACACUGGCCCAGCUUUUUCUACAGUCAGAAGCUGCUUAUUGUUGUGUCAGUGAAUUAGGUGAACUUGGAAAGGUUCAGUUUCGUGAUUUAAAUCCAGAUGUGAACGUUUUCCAGAGGAAAUUUGUGAAUGAAGUUAGAAGAUGUGAAGAAAUGGACCGAAAGCUUCGAUUUGUUGAGAAGGAGAUAAGGAAAGCUAACAUCCCAAUUAUGGACACUGGUGAAAACCCAGAGGUGCCCUUCCCCCGGGACAUGAUUGACUUAGAGGCUAAUUUUGAGAAGAUUGAAAAUGAACUGAAGGAAAUCAACACAAACCAGGAAGCUCUGAAGAGAAAUUUCCUGGAACUAACUGAAUUAAAAUUUAUACUUCGCAAAACUCAACAGUUUUUUGAUGAGGCUGAAUUGCAUCAUCAGCAGAUGGCGGAUCCAGACCUGUUGGAAGAGUCCUCGUCCCUCCUGGAGCCAAGCGAGAUGGGAAGAGGCACGCCCUUAAGACUUGGCUUCGUGGCUGGUGUGAUUAACCGGGAGCGCAUCCCUACUUUUGAGCGCAUGCUUUGGCGGGUGUGCCGGGGGAAUGUGUUCCUGCGGCAGGCUGAAAUCGAGAACCCCCUGGAGGAUCCUGUGACUGGAGACUACGUGCACAAGUCUGUGUUCAUCAUUUUCUUCCAAGGCGAUCAGCUGAAAAACAGAGUCAAGAAAAUCUGUGAAGGGUUCCGGGCUUCACUCUAUCCCUGUCCUGAGACACCGCAGGAGAGAAAGGAGAUGGCUUCUGGAGUUAAUACCAGGAUUGAUGAUCUCCAAAUGGUUCUGAACCAAACAGAGGAUCACCGCCAGAGGGUUCUUCAGGCUGCUGCCAAGAACAUCCGUGUCUGGUUCAUCAAGGUGCGGAAGAUGAAGGCCAUCUACCACACUUUGAACCUGUGCAACAUAGAUGUGACCCAGAAGUGUCUAAUUGCGGAGGUCUGGUGCCCUGUCACUGACCUUGACUCCAUCCAGUUUGCGCUCAGAAGGGGCACGGAGCACAGUGGUUCCACCGUGCCCUCCAUUCUGAACAGGAUGCAGACAAACCAGACUCCUCCCACCUAUAACAAGACCAACAAGUUCACGUAUGGCUUUCAGAACAUAGUGGAUGCUUAUGGAAUUGGCACUUACCGAGAGAUAAAUCCAGCUCCAUACACCAUCAUCACUUUCCCUUUCCUGUUUGCUGUGAUGUUUGGUGACCUUGGCCAUGGCAUUUUGAUGACCCUUUUCGCUGUAUGGAUGGUGUUAAGAGAGAGCCGGAUCCUCUCCCAGAAGAAUGAGAAUGAGAUGUUCAGCACUGUAUUCAGCGGCCGGUACAUCAUUCUGUUGAUGGGCGUGUUCUCCAUCUACACUGGCCUCAUCUAUAAUGACUGCUUUUCCAAGUCUCUUAAUAUCUUUGGGUCAUCCUGGAGCGUACGGCCGAUGUUCGAUAUAUACAACUGGACGGAAGAGACACUUCGGGGGAACCCUGUCCUCCAGCUGAACCCAGCCGUCACUGGAGUUUUUGGUGGACCAUAUCCUUUUGGCAUCGAUCCAAUUUGGAACAUUGCUACCAAUAAACUGACCUUCCUCAACUCGUUUAAGAUGAAGAUGUCUGUCAUCCUUGGUAUCAUCCACAUGUUGUUUGGAGUCAGCCUGAGUCUUUUCAACCACACCUACUUCAAGAAGCCCCUGAAUAUCUACUUUGGAUUUAUUCCGGAAAUAAUCUUCAUGACCUCUUUGUUUGGUUACUUGGUUAUCCUUAUUUUUUACAAGUGGACGGCCUAUAAUGCUAAGACAUCGGAGAAAGCACCAAGCCUUCUGAUCCAUUUCAUAAAUAUGUUCCUCUUUUCCUACGGGGACUCUGGUAAUUCAAUGCUGUAUUCUGGACAGAAAGGAAUUCAGUGUUUCCUGGUAGUGGUUGCACUGCUGUGUGUCCCUUGGAUGCUACUGUUUAAACCACUGGUCCUUCGCCGUCAGUAUUUGAGGAGGAAGCAUUUGGGAACUCUCAACUUUGGUGGGAUCAGGGUGGGCAACGGACCGACAGAGGAGGAUGCUGAGAUUAUUCAGCAUGACCAGCUCUCCACCCAUUCAGAGGACGCGGAGGAGCCUACCGAGGACGAAGUGUUUGAUUUUGGGGACACCAUGGUGCACCAGGCCAUCCACACCAUCGAGUACUGCCUGGGCUGCAUCUCCAACACCGCCUCCUACCUGCGGCUCUGGGCCCUCAGCCUCGCUCAUGCACAGUUGUCCGAGGUGCUUUGGACCAUGGUGAUCCACAUCGGCCUGAAGGUGAAGAGCCUGGCCGGGGGCUUGGCGCUGUUCUUCAUCUUCGCCGCCUUCGCCACCCUGACCGUGGCCAUCCUCCUGAUCAUGGAGGGCCUCUCAGCCUUUCUCCAUGCGCUGCGGUUACACUGGGUGGAGUUCCAGAACAAGUUCUACAGCGGGACUGGCUUCAAGUUCCUGCCUUUCUCCUUUGAGCACAUCCGGGAAGGGAAGUUUGAUGACUGAGCCCCCAAGGGGCUGUGUGCCCGGCUGCCCUCUGCUCCCCGCCACAGUGGUUAGCUGUGCUCCGCUUGCCUGCUGGUUGUGAUCCCUGGGUAUCAGGGCACCUGUGUCAUCCCCAUCCCCUCCCCCCAGCCACCUGUGAGGCAUUUAGCUCGAUCCAGGUCCCCCAGAUCCCCCAGUCCCCUGCCACCCGCAGCUUGGUGUGUGGUAGUGUAGUGGUAUUUUAGAGAAGCCGCGCUCUGACGGUCACUCACACCCGCUCACCCUGGGCACCCACCCUGCCCUCCCGGCCUCUGUCUCACUCUUUCUUUGCCCCCUGGUGGUGAACCCAUUUGUGAAUUUACACGAGAGCCAAGAGCACUUGGAGGGGGGCCGUCCGCUGUCCACACCCGAACUUUGAGCCCCUGCUCCUGCCAUUCUCUCUCCUGGCUGGGGGUGGGGUGCUCUUUAACACUCCCCACUCUUAGAUUAGCAGCGAGGCAUCCAAGGAGGUGGUGUUUUUGUCCUCCACUCACUCGCUUUGAUCUUCAGUGCUUGCUCAUCAGGAGUUCGGCUCAACCCAGCUGCGCCAGCAAGCAUGGCGUCUCCCUGGCAGCCCGGAGUGUCCGUAGAUACCCCACACCACCUUCCUAAGCACACCCUAAACUCGCACCUUCCCCCCCUCCCUCCCAGAUUCCCCUUUUGGUACCCAGCAUAACCUGCACAGCUGGGAGGGCCCAAGACAGAGGUCCUGACUGGCUUCCUUGGUUGGCUGAGUCUCAGGCCACGCUUGGACCAUGCCACAAGCACACCCUCUGCACAGAGGUUCCAGACUGAUGUCCUUUCCUGGUGCAGAUGGGAGACCUUGCCCACCCCCAAUUAUGAGUCUCAGAAUUGUAGUCAUCAAGGUGUUUCUGCCUGCUCUGCCCACCAGUGCCCCUCCCUACCUCCGUGACAACCCCACGUCCAGUGAGUCCUGGGUGGGAAGGUCGAUGGCAUUUACCAUUUGCUGGUUGGAGGCAGCUGGCAGGGCUGCCAGUGUGUGUGGCUGUGUGAGCAUGGCCCUGAGCACUACCUCCCCAUCACCCCCACAGCAGGAGAUGGAUCUUGGGGCCUUUUAAUCAUGUAUUGGCACGGCAGCCCCAGCUGCUUCAGCUAAAUUGAUCAGCAGACCUUCAGUGAUCGAGAGGACCCCCUAAAUUGGUCAGCCCCCCACACACACACACUUGUCAAAGGGAGCUGCUUGGAGCUGCUCAGUGACUCCCCAGGCUAUCUGCCCCACCCCAGCUUGACCCCGUGCCAGCCAGUGUGACCUGACCCAGCCCAUGUGCAGAGCCCCUCCUGUCUGGCCCCUGUGGGUUACAUGAUGACCUUUACUCUGUGGACAGAGGGGUUGGAAGCAGAGUUCUUGAUCAGGAAUCCUGCCAAGGUCCUUCUGUUCAGACAUUCCUGUGCUGAAUAAAGUGUGUUUGACUCUA
This is a messenger RNA of Capra hircus (goat), 4310 nucleotides long. It is a transcript of the gene ATP6V0A1, whose product is annotated as ATPase H+ transporting V0 subunit a1. Bases 319 to 2856 code for a protein of 845 amino acids. Gene Ontology annotation, molecular function: ATPase binding; proton-transporting ATPase activity, rotational mechanism. The transcript is spliced from 22 exons. The record is from RefSeq and is a predicted model, not a curated record. Gene Ontology annotation, cellular component: plasma membrane; vacuolar proton-transporting V-type ATPase, V0 domain; vacuolar proton-transporting V-type ATPase complex. Gene Ontology annotation, biological process: vacuolar acidification; proton transmembrane transport. NCBI's taxonomy places the organism in Eukaryota, Metazoa, Chordata, Mammalia, Artiodactyla, Bovidae.